Molecule: messenger RNA, 677 nt
Organism: Prunus mume (Japanese apricot)
Lineage: Eukaryota; Viridiplantae; Streptophyta; Magnoliopsida; Rosales; Rosaceae
Source: RefSeq, a predicted model, not a curated record
ACUUCUAACACCAGGGUGAUUGGAACGGAGCUGGUGCUCACACAAAUUACAGUACCAAGUCCAUGAGAGCUAAUGGAGGCUUUGAAGUCAUCAAGAAAGCCAUUGAAAAGCUGGGACUAAGGCACAAAGAACACAUUGCUGCAUAUGGAGAAGGCAAUGAACGCCGUUUAACAGGAAAGCACGAAACAGCUGAUAUCAACACUUUCAAAUGGGGUGUUGCAAACCGCGGUGCCUCAAUCCGUGUUGGAAGAGACACAGAGAAAGAGGGCAAAGGCUAUUUUGAGGACAGGAGGCCGGCUUCGAACAUGGAUCCAUAUGUUGUCACUUCGUUGAUUGCAGAAACCACCCUUGUGUGGAAGGCAUAAGCUCUCUCAGCUACACGCCUGUGGUUGUGACAAUAUCACCAUAUCCUUCAAUGGGGUUGGAAAUGUGUUCUACCAGAUCCUUUUUAGCAGGAUCCUUCUGUGUCUUAGCUACUUACUAGAAUUAGCCUUGUCUUCAAUUUGUAUUGCGUUUUUCAUUUUCCCCUGUAUUAAAGGGUGCCAAGAUGAGGUCAUUGCUUCAUUGCCUCAUGAUUAAGCCCGUUGUCUUCAAUAAGUAUCUGAUAUGGAUAACAUGUUUCAAAGGGCUGGUUUUAAUUGGGAUUUUUGUUUUUGUAUAAUGUAAUUUUAAUAUAA